GAACCUAAUUAACACAAAAACCCUUAUACGGCGUGGCCGUAUCCAUUGCCGCUAAUCUCAGCCGACUCUUCCAAAAACCAAAAAUUACCAUUAUACCCCAAAAAAUGGCAGAGCGUGUGUCUAUCACACUCAACAACAACAACGGCAGCUUCCUCCUUUCUCCUCCUCCCAAAUCCACCACAACCAUGUCUUCUUCUCUCCGCACUACCACAGCUGCUUCUCGUCUCCUCCGCUCCUCCUCCUCCAGAUCUACACUCACUCUCUCCGCUUCUACUUCUCUCUCAUUCGCCAGAUCUCUCGUCUCUUCUCCACUUCUCUCUUCUUCAUCCUUCUCUCAGAAGAGAAGUCGAGUUGCGUCGGUGAAUCGGAGCUUCAACUCCACUGCCGCUACGAAAUGCUCAGCUUCUUCGGAUCCUGAUCAGUUGAAGAAUGCUAGAGAAGACAUCAAAGAGCUUCUCAACACCAAAUUCUGCCAUCCAAUUUUGGUUCGAUUAGGGUGGCAUGAUGCUGGUACAUACAACAAGAACAUCAAGGAAUGGCCACAGAGAGGUGGAGCUAAUGGAAGUCUCAGAUUCGAUAUUGAGCUUAAGCAUGCUGCUAAUGCCGGUCUUGUGAAUGCUUUAAACUUGAUUAAGGAUAUCAAAGAAAAAUACUCUGGGAUCACUUAUGCUGACUUAUUCCAAUUGGCUAGUGCUACUGCUAUUGAGGAAGCUGGAGGACCUAAAAUACCUAUGAAAUAUGGAAGAGUUGAUGCUUCUGGUCCUGAGGAUUGUCCUGAAGAAGGAAGGCUCCCAGAUGCUGGUCCUCCUUCACCUGCUAAUCAUCUCAGAGAGGUUUUUUACAGAAUGGGACUAGAUGACAAGGACAUUGUUGCAUUAUCUGGUGCUCACACCUUGGGAAGAUCUAGGCCAGAACGUAGUGGGUGGGGGAAGCCAGAGACGAAGUACACGAAAGAGGGACCUGGGGCACCAGGAGGACAGUCAUGGACACCCGAGUGGCUGAAGUUUGACAAUUCUUACUUCAAGGAAAUCAAGGAAAAGAGAGAUGAGGAUCUCCUUGUCCUACCCACUGAUGCUGCCAUCUUUGAAGAUUCUUCUUUCAAGGUAUAUGCUGAGAAGUAUGCUGCAGAUCAGGAUGCAUUCUUCAAGGAUUACGCUGUAGCCCAUGCGAAGCUCAGCAAUCUUGGAGCACAAUUUAACCCUCCUGAGGGUAUCGUUAUCUAAUGGGGCACCCAAUUUGCUCGUCCACUGGACUUGUGAUUUUAGAGAAACGUAGUUCAAUAAUGUCAAAGAAGAAUAGGAACGAACCGAGGAAGUGAUGUUGAGAAGCAACAUGUGAGAAAUUUGUCGGAGAACUUUUAGUUUUGCAGAUAUCUUUUGGUUGAUUUUGUUUAGCCAAAAGUAUUUUGAUCGUUUUCAUUUCAGGGUUCAAUUGUCAUAAUGGUUUCGGGCUUUCUGAUGUUUUCCUUGUAAGAAAUUGCGGUAGCGAUUAUCCAAAAUCCUUGCAAGUUUUGUUCUGGCACUGAAUAAAAUACUCAUGUUAUAGGUUUUUUUU
Molecule: messenger RNA, 1554 nt
Organism: Camelina sativa (false flax)
Lineage: Eukaryota; Viridiplantae; Streptophyta; Magnoliopsida; Brassicales; Brassicaceae
Product: L-ascorbate peroxidase S, chloroplastic/mitochondrial
Biological process (GO): hydrogen peroxide catabolic process; response to reactive oxygen species; cellular response to oxidative stress
Molecular function (GO): heme binding; peroxidase activity
Source: RefSeq, a predicted model, not a curated record